AUGGCUGCUAGUUGGGCUCAACCUCCACCACCUCCACCUUCUGAUAUAGAUGAAGAGGAGGAGGCAUAUCGAAUUGGUAUUGAGAACGCACACUCCCAGGAAAGUAGCAACAGUCAGCCUCCACCACGAUGGCAACCAGAAAAUCUUCUCGGAGGACUAACGAUGUUAACAAUGUCAGAAAAGGAAGCUCAACGACAUAACAAUCAAGAGGAAUUAAAUGCUAAACGUAUUUCCAACGAAGAUAGUCCAAUUUCAAAAAUCUCAUCAGACAAACCAUCCUCAAGUAAUUCAUUGCAGAUCUUCAAUCGCUCUAAUUCAACCCCAAUUGAAUUCGUACAAAGGUUUGUAUGCAAAUAA
Messenger RNA from Dovyalis caffra, 357 nucleotides. The record is from the annotation of a GenBank genome assembly. NCBI's taxonomy places the organism in Eukaryota, Viridiplantae, Streptophyta, Magnoliopsida, Malpighiales, Salicaceae.